CCAGGGACCUCGCGGCUUCCGCGCUCACGAGAUUUAGCGAGACUGAGGGCGCUAGCGGAGCAGGCCGCUGCUCCCCGAGCUCCCGCGCACGCGCAGUGAGCCUCGUCUGCCCGACCUUCAAGGUUCUACCAUGUUCUCGCGGGCGAGUAUUGUCGGGCUGUCGGCCUGCUCCUUGCAGCCGCAAUGGAUCCAAGUUCGAAACAUGGCAACCCUGAAAGACAUUACCAGGAGACUGAAGUCCAUCAAAAACAUCCAGAAGAUUACCAAGUCUAUGAAGAUGGUGGCAGCAGCGAAGUACGCCCGGGCUGAGCGGGAGCUGAAGCCAGCUCGAGUGUAUGGGACAGGCUCCUUGGCUCUGUAUGAGAAGGCUGAGAUUAAGGGACCUGAGGACAAGAAGAAGCACCUCAUUAUUGGUGUGUCCUCGGAUCGAGGCCUUUGUGGUGCUAUUCAUUCCUCCGUGGCUAAACAAAUGAAGAAUGACAUGGCUGCCCUCACAGCAGCUGGGAAAGAAGUUAUGAUUGUUGGAAUUGGUGAAAAAAUCAAGAGCAUACUUUAUAGGACUCACUCUGAUCAGUUUUUGGUGUCCUUCAAAGACGUGGGGCGGAAGCCCCCUACUUUUGGAGAUGCAUCGGUCAUUGCCUUGGAGUUGUUAAAUUCGGGAUAUGAAUUUGAUGAAGGCUCUAUUAUCUUUAAUCAGUUCAAGUCUGUUAUCUCCUACAAGACAGAAGAGAAGCCCAUCUUCUCUUUCAGUACCGUCGUGGCUGCUGAGAACAUGAGCAUUUAUGAUGACAUUGAUGCUGACGUGCUGCAGAAUUACCAGGAAUACAAUCUGGCCAACAUCAUCUACUACUCCCUGAAGGAGUCCACCACCAGUGAGCAGAGUGCCAGGAUGACCGCCAUGGACAACGCCAGCAAGAACGCCUCUGAUAUGAUUGAUAAAUUGACGCUGACUUUCAACCGCACCCGCCAGGCCGUCAUCACGAAGGAGCUGAUAGAGAUCAUCUCCGGGGCUGCUGCUCUGUAAGUAGUGUAGCUGGUGCCUGUGAAGCCGCUCUUCUCUCCGCACGCACGUGGGUCAGCGAGCCUCGGGCCGUUGACUUUUCUGUUCUGUUACAACCGAAAAGACUUGCUGCAGCGUCUGUGUCCUUUCAUCAAUCCUGAUGGAAAAGACAUCUCUGCUUUAUCCUUACGGUUUGAGCUGAAAUGUUCAAAUUUAAUUUCCCAUCUUGAGAGAGGCCUUUGUAUGCAGUUGACUUUCUUGAAGUAUUGGGGAGAAAGCCGUGAAUAAUUCAGUAUCAAUUUGGAAAGUCUGGUUUUGGAACUAAUUGUAUCUAUAAGCCAAACUUUCUCAGUUAAAGACUAGUUUUAGGUUUGAUUUUAUAUAAUUCUGUUAAUUACUGGAUGAUGAGAAUUUUAAGUCACUAAAUAUUCUUCAUUGGUAAAUACCAAUGAGUACCAUAAAAUAGCAUGCUGUUUUCCGCCAGAUAAUGUCUGGAUUGUUGAAAGAUUAAACUGGCCAUCAACCACGUGCAGUUUCCCAGGCAGGUUGUUAUAACAGAGGAAGCAUGUGGUGAUUGCCUUUGGCUUGCUAAGGCUUUCCUCCUCCUGACUGGCCACUGAGUUCUCUGAGUUUUACCUUCUAGAACGCUCUAAUCUUUCCUGUCUUCAUGCCAUUUUUUAAACUGUAAAAGGGUUUGCUGGGGAUAGGGGUUUGCUGCAUUGCCUGAGCGGUUCCCAGAGUCAUAGGCUCGGGCUUCCUCUCUGCCUGCCUAGUGGCAUCAGGGCUAGUCUGAAGAAAGAUGUAAUUUGUAGAUGCCAGACCCUCAAGGUGUAGUAGAGGCUGUGCUUGUUUUCAGAGAAUAUACUAUCUUUGUUAUGAGGACACAAAGAAGACAGUACAGAAUUAUGGCGAUUACUGAAACUUUGGUCUGGGGCCAUAUUGUAAAGGGUUUAAAGAAGACCGUGUGUAGCCCCCAAGGGGAAGAUACUUCCUUGCUGCCUUUUUACAGGUUCAGCCUUCAAAAAAGUCUACUUUGUUGCAUGUAAACCUGUACUUUCUGGCCAUCAGCAAUCUUUCUCAUAUAGAAUUGUAUAGUUACUUGCUUGAACCUUGAUCUUCCCAGGUCUUUAAACACAUCGUCCUGUUUUUCACUUCCAAGAGGUGUCUGGUCUUGUCUGGGCUUCAGUUCCUCUCUGAUUGUUCAUUCUUCAUCUGACAACUCUUCACCUUCCUUGAUUGGGCGAGGGGAAUCUUUUCUUCCAAAAAAACCUAACUUUUGUUGUCUAAGUGAGGCAUCUUUUAGCACCUGACCACACACUGUGUCUUAGUGCUAUGCUAUUUUAUCAGGAAUUGACUUUUAUUGGUCCCUGUCCUUAAGCCUUGGAGGGAGCGGGGUUUAAAACUGAUUGAGUCAGUGGCAUAUAAAGUUACAGCUUGUUCUCUGUCUGGGUGAGCAUCCUGGUCCUAAGCUGUUUUGCUCUCUAACAUAGCUUUGUUAUGACUGACCCAGCAGGCCAUCACUGCCUUAUCAGCAUAGAGCACCUUGAUGUCCAGGUUAUAAACAUGGUUAAGGUACUCUGUCUGAUUCCCGGGACUUUGUCUCCUAUGACAUAAGACUAAUACUAGGAUUAAGUCAUGACUUUUUUGUCAAAUGCCAAGCUGGUAUAUCUUGUGACAUGGCUUAGGGGAAAGAGUAGACUUCUCAAAAUCUGAGAGCAGUAUGAGAACCAGCAAAUACCAAGUUCCCUUUUUUGCUUCUAAAAUGGGAGAUGCUAGGUAUGAACUGUGAGGAUCUAAAUUCUGUAGCUUAGGACUGGGCCUUUUUUCUUGCUUAGGGAUGUGAGAAACCUCACUUAAACCAGUGAGAAGAGGGAAACUGAGACGUUGAGCUAAGACUUUAGAGAAAGUAAUCUUAUUGGAACUAUAUUUUCACUUUCUAGGUAGUGAACGUGUGUAUUGUGAAGGUUACUUGUGCAGUCUCGACAGUGGUUCACUUUUAUUAAUGGGUUUGCGUGCUCUGAAACCUACCAGGGAUUGUUGUUCAGAUUUUAGUACAAAAACUGGCUUUUAGUGUUAAAAUGAAAAGAAUGAAUGAAUCAUAUUUACAUUGUCAGCUUAAUCUCUUCAAUUGUAUGUCAUUUUUAAAGAUAUAAAAAUAUGUUGUCUUGCCUAUUUGAACAUUUUUUUAUUGCCUCUAACUACAUUGCAGUCUACAGCAUCAUAUGUUGAAUGGUUGUUAAAGAUUGUAACUGUUUGCUGCAUUGUAUGCUCAGGAUAACAUGUAAAGAAAUAGCCUGUAGUUAACUAGCAUGGAUUGCUUACUAACCUGCUUGUUUUGUGCUCUUGUUUCUUUUAAUAUAAUAACCAGGGAUUAAUGAGAAUCAAGUUACAUCCUCAGACAAGAGGUAAAGUUCAUAUACUCUUCCCCUAAGCCUUCAACAAGGAAACCUUGCUAGGUAUCACCAAAGCUAGCAGUUACUAGUUAGUGUUACUAGUUAGCAUUUCUAGUUAGCAGACAGGCUAGCUGGGCAGGCUGGUUUAUAGUGCAGCCAACUGUGGGUGUGGUCGGGUAGUACGGGGUGCAGGCCGAGAAUUAGAUGUGGGUGUUGCUAGUGAGCCUUUGUGUUCUGGAAGGUGUGGAUACAAGGAGGUAAAUUCAGGCACUGAGAACCUGAAUUACUGUAGUGUAUUACGUAUAGGUUAAUGAGAGCAGUGCUUCUCAAGGCUAUGGUCCUGACUCCUGACGGCUGGCUCCUAGGAGAGUCCUUUCUCCACUCUGCUGUAGCCUGUGGAGAAACAGCCAUUUCCAUGAGUUCCAUGAGGAGGGCAGUGUUAUUAUAUACGAGUUUCCCUCAUAGCCGAGAGUCCCAGACCAGAACUAUGAGCUACCUGCACCUUCUGUGGAACUGCAGGCCUCUGGGCCCCGUUAAGGGUGUGUUCUUACUUUUCACGGGACUUCCUGUUUGACUCCCAUUUCUGUACUGUUUUUCAGGUGAAGAAGGAAAACGCAGCUGAUUUUAACUGAUUGCUGUCCUUGUUAGAAGAAACUUGGUCCACUGAGUCACAAAGACAGCAGGAUGUUUGUAAAUUAUCUUACAAUAAACAACUUACAAUGAGAAA
Rattus norvegicus (Norway rat) is the source of this 4120-nucleotide messenger RNA. NCBI's taxonomy places the organism in Eukaryota, Metazoa, Chordata, Mammalia, Rodentia, Muridae. The record is from RefSeq and is a predicted model, not a curated record.